Molecule: messenger RNA, 570 nt
Organism: Colletotrichum destructivum
Lineage: Eukaryota; Fungi; Ascomycota; Sordariomycetes; Glomerellales; Glomerellaceae
Exons: 3
Coding region: 1-570 (189 amino acids)
Source: RefSeq, a predicted model, not a curated record
AUGUUCCUCCGUAUCAGUUGGCUCCUUCCUCCUUUCUUCAAAGCAAUUUGUAGUGGCGCCACGGCCUACAAGCACAGUUCCGGCAACUCCUUACCAAGAGCUUCGCCGCCAUACCCCUCUAAGCCGUCAGCCGAGAGACCAGGGCAUCGCGAUGACCUCCAGGCCACCGAUGCUCUGGUAGUCUAUCUGCCUCUCGAGACAAAAUUCAGCGACAUGACCCACCCGCGUGUCGACAAGGCAAUGGACGCAAUGGCGGCCAACCGUCAGGCCAUUCUGCUUGAAGCAGAACAGGAUAUGAAGAGCCUUCGGCCAACCUAUUCAUCCCCGGGUGAUAACAGCCAUUCUUCGCUUACCCAGCAUCAGUUCAAUCGCUACAUGCAGGACAUCAAACAGAAAUCCGUGGGAGAGUUACCGACUGUCGAGGAUAUAGAAGACUUCUUUUGGAUCAUCCAAAAAUGCUCGGGAGACGGAAAACGCCCCGUGUCAUUUUCUUACUACAAGAGGAAGGCCUUCCCAGGGUGCUUGGCCUUUCCAAGUCUAUCACGAGGAAUUCGUCUGGAGCUCGAAUAA